Messenger RNA from Porites lobata, 1205 nucleotides. Lineage: Eukaryota; Metazoa; Cnidaria; Anthozoa; Scleractinia; Poritidae. The record is from the annotation of a GenBank genome assembly.
AUCCUGCCUGUCAAAGCAGACAAGAAUAUUGUGAUCGUUGUUUGUCCUUUAAACUCUAUUGUAGAGGACCAACUUAAAGUGCUGCAGAAAAGAGGAAUUACUGCUGAUGUUCUCCAACUAAACAACGACGAGCGAGAAGCGAUUGACAGUUUGUUCAAUUAUUAAGAACUAACGGAGGAAAGCGCUGAAUGAUCUUUAAGCAAUCCAAGUGCGAGACUAAUGAAUGGAGAUGUCCAGAUUGAGUUCGCACAUCCAGAGGCUCUUUUGAGUAAGGAAGGACGCGAACUGAUGAACAGCAAGGUUUUUCAAAGGAAUGUGGUUGCAUGUGUGGUUGACGAAGUUCAUUGCGUGGAAAUAUGGUAAGCUUUUUAGACAGCGCACAUAAUACGUGUAAAGUGUAAAUCGGGCCAGACAGGCAGACAGGCUCGGUUGAGCGGCUGAAUUGCAUAUUUUAUUAGGUGGCUUAUGACCGAAAAAGUCCGAUAAUGGAUACUUACUUGUGAUGAAUGCCAAAUUUUAUCAAUUGGCCUUACAUUUUUUUCAUGCACUAUGAUAACAAUUUUGGUAUAAGCCUGAUGGCAACUUAAUAAUAAUUUAAACUCUAUUGUGUCUUAGGGGUGAAGAUUUCAGGAAGGACUUUAAAGAAGAAGGACUUUAAAGACCUGUCAGCUCUUAAAGCGUUUUUCCCAACUGUACCAGUCAUGGCCCUUACAGCCACAGCACCAUCGCAGAUGUUGAAAAAACUUAAACACAGUUUGUCAUUGAAGACAGACUGUAAGGUUAUUGCAGCCAACCCAAAUCGGAGUAACAUCUAUUUGGAAAAGAAAGUGAGGAUGAGUAACCACCAUGGCUAUGAAGGUUUCGACCAGAUCCUUGUACCAAUUGCAAAUGACCUGGCUUUGAAGAGGGAGAGGUAUCCCAUGACAAUUAUAUACUUGAAACUUAAAUACUGUGGCUAUGCCUAUGGAUUGUUUGAAAGGAUAUUGGCUGAUAAGCAAUUUGUGGGGGAAACAAAAUAUCCAUCUGGAAGGCUAUUUGCCCAAUUUCAUGCUCCCCAAACAAAACGUAUGAAGAAGAGUAUAAUUUCCGAAAUAAAAGAAGAGAACUCGAGAAUACGGGUUUUGCUUGCCACAUCAGCUCUUGGUAUGGGUGUAAAUGCUCCCUAUGUGGAACACAUUAUACACAUCUCCCCACCCAUUUUUUAA